CUUCUCUAUUUGUAUCAGUAUUUUAAUUUGACACAAUAUGACCAGACAUACAAUUACACUUUCCUUGUCCGAGGAGCAGUGAAGGCAGCAGUGUCGGUACAUCCCACCUGCGCUGGACGUUGCAGUGUACACAGCAAAGAUGGCAGCUUCAUUGGAAGACGAAUUUGAGGAUGCGCCUGAUGUGGAGCCGUUAGAGCCCACACUGAAGAAUAUCAUCGAGCAGAAGUCUUUAAAAUGGAUAUUUGUGGGUGGCAAGGGUGGUGUUGGUAAAACGACAUGUAGCUGCAGUUUGGCUGUCCAGCUUGCUGCUGUCAGGGAGAGUGUCCUCAUCAUCUCCACCGAUCCCGCUCAUAACAUCUCUGAUGCUUUUGACCAGAAGUUUUCAAAGGUGCCCACUAAGGUCAUGGGCUAUGAAAACCUCUUUGCAAUGGAGAUUGACCCGAGCCUGGGUGUGGCAGAGCUGCCCGAUGAGUUCUUCGAGGAGGACAACAUGCUCAGCAUGGGUAAGAAGAUGAUGCAAGAGGCCAUGAGCGCCUUCCCUGGUAUUGACGAGGCAAUGAGCUACGCGGAGGUCAUGAGGUUAGUGAAAGGAAUGAACUUCUCAGUGGUGGUCUUUGACACUGCCCCUACCGGUCACACACUGCGGCUGCUCAACUUCCCCACCAUUGUGGAGCGUGGUCUGGGCCGCCUCAUGCAGAUAAAGAACCAGAUCAGCCCUUUCAUCUCCCAGAUGUGUAACAUGCUGGGUCUGGGUGAUAUGAACGCAGACCAGCUGGCCUCUAAACUGGAGGAGACCCUGCCAGUCAUCCGCUCAGUCAGUGAGCAGUUCAAAGAUCCUGAACAGACCACCUUCAUCUGUGUGUGUAUCGCCGAGUUUCUCUCCCUUUAUGAGACGGAGAGGCUGAUCCAGGAGCUGGCCAAGUGCCGCAUCGAUACACACAACAUCAUCGUCAACCAACUUGUUUUCCCUGAAUCAGAGAGGCCGUGCAAAAUGUGUGAAGCCCGCCAUAAAAUUCAGUCCAAGUAUUUAGACCAGAUGGAGGACCUUUAUGAAGAUUUCCACAUAAUCAAGUUACCGCUGCUGCCCCAUGAAGUUCGGGGUGCUGAGAAGGUCAACACAUUCUCCCAGCAACUUCUGGAACCCUACAAACCCCCAAAUAAGUGAUCUCCCACCGUGCAGGACCUCCUCUCUCUCUCUCUCUCCCUCCGACAGACCCCACCUUUACAGUCUGAACUCACCUCCUCUGAGCUCCCCCCAACCAGCCUCAAACCCUGCAGUAAUAGCCUCAAGUCGAUCCAAUCAGUCCGUUACCCAAAGCAGAGCACUGCUCCAGCAGGACACACGCGCCCUUGUUGAAGGGGAGCUGAUGAAAUCACAAACACACACGUAUAUAACCUGAUAUCUUGUUAGAGAGGUAAGACGGUACAGAUUUGUGCUGCCUUAACUCUCAGUUCACCUUCUCUUUCCUCGCUUUCCUUCGUAUCCUCUGUGUGGCAGUUGUACUAUUCCUACUCGAAGCAUUUAACUUUCUCUCUGCAAAAAAAAACGUCCCUUCCUUCUCCAUCCUGUGCUAUGUCUGGCCUCAGUUGUGAAAGCAAAGUGUUUCCAGUGACGGUGCUGUGUAUUCCAGGAUAAAACAGCUUUCAGACGGUCGAUGUUUAUGCCUUGUUUAUUCUGUGUGGUUUUGUCUGUUCUCCAGUUUGACUUGUGACUCAAAUUUCAUUACUCUCUCACACAUCUGGACUUUACAUCAGAACGUCUAAAGAUUCAGGGCAAUGAAAAAAUACUAUUACCGUAAAAAAGAAAAGAAAUAAUAUGGCCUUGUGGGUCUAAGUAAAGCUUUGUUGACGAGACCAUAUUUGUUAUUGUAAGAAGAAGAAAAACCAGAGCAGUCUGUAGAGCCUCUUUUACCACGUGUUAAAUCAUUAGACCUCACAUUACCAUGCAACCCCGGUGAAAAUGCAGUAACCUUAUGUCAAUGAGAUUUCGAAUCGAGUCAAGUUUGGAGAUUUAUAUAUCCAUAUAUGGCUAAGUCAUUGUUUGAACUGCACAGUCUUAAUGGCCUCUGUUACAUAUUUGAGGCAGCUGUGGUUGCUUCAGGUCGGAGACGACACCAGGUUUUAUGAGAUUCAAAGGCAAAAUGUGUGUGUGUGAGACUCUUGAUGUUUGAAAGCUGAAAGAGUCCCAGUGGAAGUCCCAGUACCAGGUUCCCAUACAGUGCUGAUCAAACACUUUGUGUCCACCCUGUUUACCGAGAACUAUAUGGGAACACUAUUACAUUAGUAGCCUUAUUAGUGCAUUGUUAAUACAAAUAUAUUGAAUGUUGCUUGAUCAAUUGUGGAACAAAUGAAUGGCGAGUAGUUUUAAGUGGAAUCCAAGCGUGUUUGCCCUGUGAUUGAAUACUGGACUCUGAUUGGCUCGCCUGAUACUUCCAACAGGUUAAUACAUCCUUAAGGAAAUUGGCCACUUUCUGUCACUGAAUGCUUUUGAGUCAAUAAUCUGUUUUCUAAAGGUUUUCUUUAAAUUAUGUUGCGAGUGUUAAUUAAAACUAACUUGCCUCAGA
Messenger RNA from Cottoperca gobio, 2564 nucleotides. RefSeq names its product guided entry of tail-anchored proteins factor 3, ATPase (gene get3). The coding region runs from base 140 to 1165 and encodes 341 amino acids. Gene Ontology annotation, molecular function: ATP binding; ATP hydrolysis activity. The record is from RefSeq and is a predicted model, not a curated record. Gene Ontology annotation, biological process: tail-anchored membrane protein insertion into ER membrane. Gene Ontology annotation, cellular component: GET complex. Lineage: Eukaryota; Metazoa; Chordata; Actinopteri; Perciformes; Bovichtidae. The transcript has 7 exons.